CUCAUUUACUAAUAACAAUAUUAAUAAUAAUGUUUCAUCGAUUUUGAAUUUACUCAAUAAAAAGAAAAAUAAUAAUAAUAAUAAUAAUAAUAAUAAUAACAAUGAUAUAAUUAAAUUGAAAAAUUCUUUCAAUUAUUAUACAAAUUAUAUUAAAUUAUACAAUACUUUAUGGUUAAUCAUUAAUGAUAUCAUAGUUGGUAUGACUGUUUCAAAUCUUAUCAAUUUGAAUUCUUUUCAAUCAUUAUUACAUUCAUCUCUCGUAAAUUUACUAUUCUUAAUGAAAAAUAGUCUAAUGAAAUUAACUUUAUGGCUAAUGGAUAAUCCCGGUGGUUUAAAAUUAAACGAAAAUUUAUCAAAAUUUUUUGGUGAAUUAAUAUUAUGGAUUAUUGAAUUUUACUCAAUUUUUAUCUUAAAUUUUUUUGCAAUUUUUAACGAUUUCAUUAUAAAAAAUUUUAUAAUAAAUUUCAUAUUCAUAAGAUUAUCAUAUUUUUUAGGGCUAAGUUUAAUCAUAUCAAUUUUAAUUGAUUUAAAUAAAUUUAUAAAUUUUAAUAUUCUUAUAAUUUAUAAUUCACUUUUCAAAAUAUUAAAAAUAUUGGUUUCGAUUUUAAAGAGUUUAAUUAGAUUGUUUUAUGGGAAAAAAUAUAACAUCUUUAGAAAAAGAAUUGAUUUUGAAAAUUUCGAAAUCGAUCAACUAAUUUUGGGUACCUUUAUAUUUAUUAUAUUGAUCUUUUUAUUACCUACAAUUUUAAUAUUUUUCUCGAGUUUUUUAAUUCUUAAAAUCAUUUUAAUUGAUUUUGUUAGUUUAAAUUUUGAGAUUUUGUUAAUUGAUUUAAAUUUUUUCCCAAUUUUUUUAAUCAUGCUAAAAAUUAAAGAUAAUAAUAGAAUCCCCAAUGGAAUUAAAUUUAAAAUGGGUGAAAGAAAAAACUACUUGAAAUUGUUAAAUGAAUCCCUCAAAUUGAACGAUAUAAUAUUCAAUUCCUACUAUUAUUUAUCAAUUAAAAACAGCAUUAAAAAUUCGUUUAAUUUAGAAUUUUUUAAAGAAAUCUUCAUAUACAAUACUUAUAAUAAUUACAACCCUAAAAAUAAAGAAAACUCUGACAGUCAACUUGUUGAUCGGCUUAAAAAGAAUGAUGGAAAUGAAAUCUGUAUUAAAAGCAUUUUGCUGUUUAGAAAAGAAUUAUUUAACUGUUAUUGCAGUAAUUAAAUAGAAAUAUAUAUAGUUUUUGGUUUAUUUUUUAAUCAAUAACUG
Molecule: messenger RNA, 1249 nt
Organism: Ascoidea rubescens DSM 1968
Lineage: Eukaryota; Fungi; Ascomycota; Saccharomycetes; Ascoideales; Ascoideaceae
Gene: GPI1
Product: phosphatidylinositol N-acetylglucosaminyltransferase
Exons: 1
Coding region: 200-1204 (334 amino acids)
Biological process (GO): GPI anchor biosynthetic process
Cellular component (GO): endoplasmic reticulum; membrane
Source: RefSeq, a predicted model, not a curated record